This is a messenger RNA of Adineta steineri, 747 nucleotides long. NCBI's taxonomy places the organism in Eukaryota, Metazoa, Rotifera, Eurotatoria, Adinetida, Adinetidae. The record is from the annotation of a GenBank genome assembly.
AUGUUAAGACGAUUUUUAACAAAUCAACUAAUUAUUUCUACACGUUUUCUAUCACAAUAUUACUCCAAAAAGAAAAUUCUUGUACCGACUCGGCUCGAUGUUACACGAGGUAAUCAACAUUUGGAAGUGAAUUUAUUUGACGAUGAAAAUAAACAAUCACUUGGUCAAAUGCCAUUAAUUGAAGCGCAAAAAUUAGCUAAAUUUCGUGAACUUAUACUUGUACUGUUUGAUGAAUCACAUGAUCCACCUGAUGUUCGAUUAAUGACAGGAAAACAAUUAGCACAAAUACGUGAUAAUACACGUGCAAAUAAAAAACAAGAUUUAGCAAAUGAUAAAAUUACUGAUUUUGUUGUACGACUUCGAUCAAAUAUUGCAGAAAAAGAUUUAUUAACAAAAUUAGGACAAGCGAAAGCAGCUUAUUCAAAAGGAUCUAGUAUUCGAUUUUCAUUAGAUUUUGGAUAUGCUAUUGAUGAAAAAGAAACGGAAAAAUUGGCUCGACGUACCAGUGAUCAGAAAGAAUUUCUCGCACGACUCAAACCAUAUCUUGAAGAAUUUCCUAAAGUACAUACAAACUCUAAAGGUACUCGUUCAAUUAUUUUAAUUGUUCCAUCAAAAUUACUUACCGACAAACCAAAUAAAAAACAAGAAUCAGAUUCACCUACCGAAGAAAUUCAAGAACCAGCAUCUAAAGAUGUUAAUAAUAAAAGUUCAACAAAUUCUUCGCAUAAACGUAAAAAGUCUAUUUAA